Messenger RNA from Schistosoma haematobium, 2985 nucleotides. RefSeq lists its product as uncharacterized. NCBI's taxonomy places the organism in Eukaryota, Metazoa, Platyhelminthes, Trematoda, Strigeidida, Schistosomatidae. Bases 1778 to 2743 code for a protein of 321 amino acids. Gene Ontology annotation, molecular function: zinc ion binding; nucleic acid binding. The transcript is spliced from 8 exons. The record is from RefSeq and is a predicted model, not a curated record.
AGAGGACAUAGCAGGCGAGUGGAAAAGCGAAGACCGGACAAAAUACCCAUUGCAUACAGGUUUUGAUACCAAGGCAUAAAUUGUUGGAACCUCUUACUCUUCAGUUGAUUCAUCCAAGAGGAAACUGGAAACUCAUAAAAACACACUAGAAAAGGAAUAACAGGCCUUAAGCCUUCUGUUUUUACUACACAAAUCUCAGUCUGAAUCUGAAUCUACUACUUCAGAUAUACAUUGGAUGCAUUGCGGACCUUCAAAUGCUUGAGACACGAUCACACGCCUCACUAGAAGUUAAUACCAUCUUAUUACUUUAUUUAUUUUGUCCUGAAUCUGUUUGAGUUUAAGACCCUAUUUUCGAACUUCACAUUUGGUUGUGAUGGAUUACGAAGCAAAUGAAGAAAACGAUUAUGACAGUGAUUUUAUUGACGAAGAUACGGAGUCACGUCUUUACAGUGCAGUAUUCUUUGAAACGUCAAUUUACACACCUGUAUCACAUGAUCUAGUAUCGGAACGAAUUGAUUCUAAUUUUAAUGGUACAUCAUUUUUACGCAAUUCGGAAUCAUCUAAAAAUCCUGUUUUCAUGCAUGUUGAAUGUGUAAAUAAGGAAGUAUCUGAUGCGUUGACAACCUCACUUCAAGUUCAACGGGACUGUUUCGAAGAUGAAUGUGAAAAGGAUACCUCGUCAUCAAGUUCUGGUUGUAGUGUUUUAUUGCAUUGUGGAAAUGAAUCUUCUGAGACUGAGAUCAGUACUCAAGGCGUUAUUCUUGGCGUUUCCCAUGAUACAUUGCUGCAUGUUGAGAAUGGGAAUAACUCUUCAGCAGUGCCAUGUCAGACAACAUUUAAUGAUAAUCCUAAUUUGUGGAAGAUAUGUAACGCUGAUAGAUACUCAUCACGCUCAACAAGUAUCCGGUAUUUUAACAGUUUGGAUAAUUCACUUUGUUCAGAAUGUGGAAGUAAAAGACAAAGGUCUCACAGAUGUUGUACUGCUUUUUUAUAUUUGUCAAUAAAUUACAUCGGGAACAGUUGUCUCUUAGGUAUUUUUCAACGUUCAUCACUUUUUCCAGUUUGUCGGUGGUACAUAUCUAACCACUGCCCGUAUCCAGGAUGCAAGACGACACUACCAACAAAAAAGGAAUUAUCAAUCACUGCUGCGUAGUAAACAAUUGGUCGGUAAUCACUGAAAAGGAAAUAAAAUCCAAAACAAAAAACCCCUACAUAGACAACUGUUGAGCCCUGGUAGUUAUGCCGUGCUUCUAUUUUACCUCUUCUCCAGAGGGGCCAACCGGCUUUACCGACUAUGUUUGACUGGAAGGGGCAUCGUUGGGACUCAAAUUUCACAUACCGAAAGCAAGUACUGUCAGGAUUGAUACAGAAGCUCAAUUCGAAAAUUCGAUUGACCAGUUAAGAGAUUUGCAUUCAAUGAAUGGGAAAAGAAGAGGUGGUUCAAAUCAAAGUUAGUUGAUAUUGCCAACCGAUAUUUCGUUUCACUGACACCAAGGUCGAAUAUUUUAUCCAAAGAACAUCUGAGGGCCUUAAGAAACAUUAAACAAAAUAACUUUCCGAUUUAAGCAAGUUUGUUUUGUGUUAUCUUCAAGAUUCCAGGUUCUAGUCAUUUCCUACAUUAGAGCAAUUGACUCUUUAUUGAUCAAGACCAUUAUUUGGUACUUUAACAUUUUCUGUACAUAUAUUAUUAUUUUUUCAUUUUUUAUAUUCUUAUUCAAUAUUGUAGUGUUGCAUUUUGUGUGGAGAAGAGGGUCAUGAGAAAGGUGAAUGCGAUAAAAUGUAUUGUUAUGCAUGUUUGGCGCCUGGUCACACAAAGCAUGAAUGCCAUUUGUUGAAAAGUUUGAAAAAAUCAAUUUGCGAACGCUGUGGACAGCAAGGACAUAAUUCAACAUUGUGUACAGAAUUAUGGAGACAAUACCGAAAUACCACAAAUAAAGGCAAACCAAUACGGUUGUUUGACUUUGUGAAAUCAAAAGGCUGUUGUAAUUGUGGACGUAAAGGACAUACUGUUGAUGAUUGUCGUCACCAACCUUUAAAAUCUCAUUUUAUUGGUCCUUUGCCAAGGAGAAGAGUGUUGGUUUAUGAUAAAAAAGAUAUAUAUAAAUCUAUUCGCUUAAAGUUAACCAAAUUACGUGAAAAGAAAUCCAAAUGUAAAAAGAUUUUAGAGAAGGUAGAUAAUUGUAAAGUAAUCGAUAAUGAAAAUGAAUACCAAUUGUGUAAACAUCCCAAAUCAUCUAAACAAAGAAAACAAGAAUGUAAAAAAUUAGACAACCGAACUAAUUGUUCGUCUUACAAUAAAUCUUGUAAAUCAAUCAAUCAAAAGAAAUUACAAAAGGUCAUGGAACAAGAAUUACCAUAUAAAGCUUCUUCAUCUCCAUAUAUAAGUAAUUUGAAACAAAAGGCCAUAAAACAGCGAAUGGAUUUUGCAAAGUGGGACGUUCUACCGUCACUUGAAAUUGAAGAAACGACGAAGAAAAGGAAAAAAGUUAAUAAUGAAAAUCGAAAGUUAAAGUCCCAAAGCGUUCUAUUAUCUCAUCACGAAUUUUCUUCAUCGUCUUCAUAUAAUUUCAAUGAAAUUUCAGACAACUUUUCUAUCACAAAAAGAACUAGAAAAAGACGAAAGUCAAGAUCUUCGGAAGACACUCAUAAAGCAAGUACUUCAUAUUCACCAUUUCAAAAUACACACCAAACUCCAUUAAGGAGAUCGAAAAAGAAAUAUUUCUCUCAAUCUGUAACUUCGUAAUGUGAAUUAAGUUGUAUAAAUUGUUUACCUUAUAUAUAAAUAUGAUAAAUUUGUUUGUUUCUUUAUUAAUCUCUAGCAAACAAGCUAUGGAAUAAUUAUAGGAUAUUUUAAAAAUGAUCGUUGAAUUCACAUCCAUUUACAGGUAUGAUCAAGUUUGAUACAAAAGUAGAGGAGGCAUUAAAAAAGUGUGGUUAAGUUAUUUGAAUGGAAUGUUAAAAGUGAGAUUAUUCGUAACAUGAAGC